AUGAGUGAUUUAGCAUAAUUCAAAGAGUCAAGAAAACGUGGGAUUGAUGAGUUCCAUACGAGUCAAGACUUGAUCUACUACAUCAUUUCGAAGAAAUGGUUGGAAGAGUGGUUAGAGAGUGAAGAAAAAGGACAAACAUUUAACAACUACUCUUGUGUGAAUUCUGAUCUCAUUUUGUCCAAGCCAUAAACCAUCUUUAAGUAUGAUCCGAUUCAAAGUCAUAUGUGGAAUAAGAUAAUGCUUCCGAAUCUUUAAGAGGGAGUGGACUAUGAAAUUUUAGAUAAGGCAACUUGGGAAAUCAUUGCUAAAAAGUUCCACACAACAACUAUUGAACGAGAUGCCGUAAUUAUUAAUGGAAAGAAACAAGUGAAUGUCAAUCUUGUACCUUUAAAUUUAGGAGCAGUAUUUCCUUCUUCACUUCGCAAAUUCAAUGGAGGAAAAUCAGUAUCACUCAUAAAGGGAGACUAGUAUGUCAGUCGAACAUGCAAAUUAUCCUCAUUUAUAGAAUUGUUAGCAAACACUUUAUAGACCGUUAACGGUUAUAAUUUCAUCAAACAUGAUGGAAUCAGACUCUAUAAAUCUCCCUUAGGCAUGACUAUUCAAGAAAUUGAAAAGCAUAUCUCUGAAGAAAUUAAGGCUCUUGGAACCUAUGAUGAUGUAGUAUUCGAUUUCAAAGAUGGUGAAUAUUUGGACCCAGCCAAACUUGAAACUAUUGACGAUUGUCAAAUAGCACCAGGCUAAGUAAUUCUUGGAGAUUUCAAAGAAAUGUAAAAAAAUUGGUCCAUUAAACAUCCCAAUUUUCCAAUGGAAGGAAAAUGUGAAGGAUGUUAUAAUUUCAAAGUCCUUCAAUUUCCAUGUGAUUGCAAAAAAGUAAGCUAUUGUACAGAAGAAUGCAAAAAAAGAGAUGAGGCAUACCAUUUACCUAGAUGUGAAAAGACAGAUUCUGAUGAUGAAACUAUGGAUAAACUCUAAAGAAAUGAAAAUUCUAUGGAUGGCAAAGUUGGAUUGAAAAAUCUAGGAAAUACUUGUUUUAUGAAUUCAGGAAUCCAGUGUAUUGGUAAUACAUUCCCAAUAAGAGAAUACUUGUUAUCUAAUCAAUAUAAAUAAGAUAUUAAUGAACUAAAUACCUUGGGUACCAAAGGAGAAUUGGCAUCAAAGUAUGCUCAUCUUUUGAGAAGAAUGUGGUAUGCUGAUAGAACACCCAUACCACCCUUCUCACUAAAAAGAGCUAUUGGAAAAUUUUAACCAUAAUUCUAAGGAUUCCAAUAGCACGACAGUCAAGAAUUGAUUACUUAUUUAUUGGAUGGAUUGAAUGAAGACUUGUGUCGUAUUAAACAAAAACCUUAUGUGGAGAGAAAAGAUUAUGAUGGUAGACCUGAUUUUGAAGUUGCUAAGGAAUCCUGGGAAUAAUUUAAGUUAAGGAAUGAUAGCAUUAUUGUUGACAAUCUCUAUGGAUAAUAUAAGAGUACUUUAAGAUGUCCAGUUUGCAAUAAAAUAUCUAUAACAUUUGAUCCAUACUUGAUGGUUAAUGUUAGUAUCCCUUAGAAUACAACUAAAAAGUUAGAAAUUCAAUUCAUAGAUCCAAAUUUAUUGUGGGAUUGCCAAACACUUGUCUAUAAUUACGACAAGGCUUAAGAUCCAACACUUGGCUUAAUCCUACAAUCUCCAGAAAUUUAAGAGAAAAUAUAACAAAUUAACCCAUCAGAUUUGAUUUAUAUCUGUACAUCAGCUUACUAACAUGAUGAUACAGACGAAAAUGAUAAAAUGUCAAGUUUAAGGAAGAAGUUGAAAUAUAAGAAGUUGUAUAUCAGAAAAGCUUUGUAAUCUGAACUCAACAUUGAAAAGGAAAAUAAAGUUUGCAUUAUGAUACAUGAAUCUUUCAAGUAGAAUGCCUAAUAUCAAUGGAAAAGAGAAAUUACUCCAGCCUUUAACUUCUAUUUUGAUAAAACCAAAACGAAACAUAUUGAUAUACACAAAUUCAUAUUCGACAUUCAUAUUGGAGUUUUGACAACCUUUGAAGACCUUCCUAAAUAUUAGGGCAACAAUUGGAGUGAAUAUUAUGAAGAACAUAUAUUGGACAAGGUUUAUUACUUAGAAUUCAAAUCCAAUUAAAAUUGGCAAGUUGAAUGUGCCUAUUGCGAUGCCAAAUAAUGUAAUGAUUGUGUAUGUGCAUAUGGUUCAGAUACUUCAAUUGAAAAAUAUUUAUAAAAAGAACCUAAAUUAGAAAUCGAAGUAUUUGUUGUUUGGAAGAGAGGCCUCAAAAUUGCCAGCUCUGUUGAUGAAUUAUACAACGAUUGGUCGAAAAAUCAUCAAAGAAUAUAAAAUAAUGUGGUUGAAGAAUUGCCUAAAUAACAAAAUGAUCAAGAAGUGUUAUAGGAUAAUGCAGAAGAUGCAAAACAAUAGGAAGAUUUAACUGAUGAAUAAUAGGCUUAGAAAUAAAACUUCAAUACAAGUGUUAUACCCUUAGGACCUUCAAUACCAACAAUUUAACCUACUAAUAUUAAGGUUGGAACAGAAAAAUCAAUGAAAUUGGGAGAAUGUUUGAAAUUCUCAGAAGAACCAGAACAAUUGGAUGAAGAGAAUACCUGGUAUUGCAAUUAAUGCAAAGAUCAUGUACGUGCUUUUAAAGUUAUGGAAAUCUACAAAACACCUAAAAUAUUGAUAUUCCAUUUAAAGAGGUUCAAGAACUCAAACAAGUUUUUCAAAAGCAAGCUUGAAACAUUGAUAGAUUUUCCAAUCCAAGAUUUCGACAUUAGAGAGUUUGUUUAGAAUCAUCAUUUGCCUUCAGAAUUUCAUACCGAAGACCCAGAAAAUCCUAAAUUCAAUAACCCUAUAUAUUAUGAUCUUUAUGCUAUUUCUAAUCAUUUUGGAGGAUUGGGAGGUGGACAUUAUACAGCCUUUGCUAAAAACUACUAUGAUAACACAUGGUAUAAUUUUGAUGACAGCUCAGUGUAUCCCAUCAAAGAGGACUCUGUUAAUUCAACAUUAAUUACAAGUGCAGCUUAUGUAUUAUUUUACCGUAGAAGAGAAUGA
Paramecium tetraurelia is the source of this 3033-nucleotide messenger RNA. RefSeq lists its product as uncharacterized. The record is from RefSeq and is a predicted model, not a curated record. Gene Ontology annotation, molecular function: cysteine-type deubiquitinase activity. Gene Ontology annotation, biological process: protein deubiquitination. The transcript has 6 exons. Lineage: Eukaryota; Ciliophora; Oligohymenophorea; Peniculida; Parameciidae.